Messenger RNA from Papaver somniferum (opium poppy), 879 nucleotides. RefSeq names its product protein ALP1-like. The record is from RefSeq and is a predicted model, not a curated record. Lineage: Eukaryota; Viridiplantae; Streptophyta; Magnoliopsida; Ranunculales; Papaveraceae. The transcript is spliced from 3 exons. Bases 1 to 879 code for a protein of 292 amino acids.
AUGGUUGCGGUAUUUUUGUAUGUAAUUGCACAUCACCAUAAGAAUAAAGUUGUAGGGUUUAUGUUCAAGCGAUCUGGAGAAACCAUUAGCAGAUAUGUAAACACGGUAUUGAAAGGAGUUAUUAGACUUCAAGGGGAGUUGCUUAAACAACCAGUUGCAGUGGCUACAAGUUUUAACUGCCUAGGGGCAUUAGAUGUAACACAUAUUAGUAUCCAUGUGGCAACCGAAGACAAGCCUAGGUAUCGUACAAGGAAGAGCUCGAUUGAAACUAAUGUAUUAUGUGUAUGCUCCCAUAACUUGGAGGUUAUAUAUGUGUAUCCUGGCUGGGAAGGUUCAGCUGCCGAUUCUCGUGUUCUUAGAGAAGCAAUAUACAAAAAGAAUGGCUUAGAAGUUCCACAAGGUUACUAUUACCUUGUCGAUGCCGAUUAUCCGAAUAGUGGAGGAUUUCUUGCGCCUUUUAGAGGUCAACGUUAUCAUUUAAAGGAAUGGGGGCAAGGUCGUUUAGAACCAAGGACAGCUGAAGAACUAUUCAAUAUGAAAUAUUGUAGGGCUAGGAAUGUGAUUGAACGCGUUUUUGGAUUGUUGAAAAUGAGAUGGGCAAUACUUCGGAGUCCUUCAUGGUAUCCAGUAAACAUACAUUGUUGUUUUAUCAUGGCUUGUUGUUUAAUCCAUAACCUUAUUAGGAGAGAAAUGCCUAUGGAUGAAUUUCUAGAGGAAAACAAUUAUGAAGAUGGACCAGUUAAUUUAGUUUCUCCUCAAGAAAGUCGAAUGAUAGAAUUUGUUGAUUCCUCAGAUUAUUGGGCUGUUCAGAGGAAAGAGUUAGCUGAUCAAAUGUGGGAAAGAUGGACUGCACGUAGACGUAGACGCGUAGUUAGUUAA